Ctenocephalides felis (cat flea) is the source of this 1315-nucleotide messenger RNA. Its product is annotated as TOG array regulator of axonemal microtubules protein 2-like. The coding region runs from base 164 to 1315 and encodes 383 amino acids. Gene Ontology annotation, biological process: mitotic spindle assembly. Gene Ontology annotation, molecular function: microtubule binding. NCBI's taxonomy places the organism in Eukaryota, Metazoa, Arthropoda, Insecta, Siphonaptera, Pulicidae. Gene Ontology annotation, cellular component: mitotic spindle; cytoplasmic microtubule; microtubule organizing center. The record is from RefSeq and is a predicted model, not a curated record. The transcript has 5 exons.
UUUCAUCUUACCUGCGCUGAACAACCAGGAUCGACCCGAACUGCAAAUUCUUCAACGGAUAUUGCCUCCGCAUCAUUUUGCGACAUCGGAGUCAUGCGACAAGCUCGUCCAUUCCGAUGAAUUAACUCCUCGUAAUAAAAUAACACCAAUAACAUCUAAAGGCAUGGAUUUGUCUUGGUAUUGCACUCCUAAAGAAAUUCUCUCAGAUAGCAGCAAUGAAAUAGAUUUGGUUUCCUCGAACUACCAAGAUGACGGACAGGUGAAGUCGUCGAUGCCGCGUGCUCAUAAGCAAAAAUCGAAUAUUAGUGCCGCCAUGAGUAAACUGAGUUUUAGCAGCUCUGUGAACUUUAGCCCGAAAAACGAUAAUUAUUCGGUAGCUUCGCAUAAAAACAGUAAGGGUUUGGCAUAUAGAGAACCCAGACCAACGUCAGGUUCUAUCUGUAAGAGGCGUGCUAAUAAAUUUGGUGCUCUGUCAGGCAGGCACUUGACUGGUAAAGAUAACGACAAAAGUAGUACGAAACCUAAUGUGGCUAAGAAGCGCAGUCUUCAGGGACUAAUGGGAGAGGAUCAUAUGUUAUGCUCAGAAACGGAAUCUUCAAGUACGCAUAAUUCGACUUUCACGACGAAUGUAGAACCUAUAUCUCUUUCCAAAGCUCUUGCACACGUUAAUAGUGAUGACUGGGAGAUUGCAAUGAAAGGAAUGACAGAAAUCGUGGAACUGUCUCGUCAUUUGGAGUUCGAGGUUCUUGAGCAGGAGAUGUCGGCUGUUAACAGGAAGAUAAUUCAGAUGUUGAGGUCUCCUAGAUCCCAGGCUUGUCGAGUUGCUUGUGAAGUAUCUGGAGAGCUAUUCGUCACCAUGAAAUUAACAAAACGGCCGGAAUUUGAUGAAAUAGUUGACUUAUUACUUUGCAAAACAGCUGAUACAAAUCGUUUCAUAAGGAAGGAUGCCAAUAUUGCAUUGGACCGUAUGGUCACCUACAUACCACCCUUUCAUGCUGUCCGUGCUCUCUGCUCAAAAGGACCUAGUCACAAGAAUCAGCUGGUGCGUUGCGCGACCGUUCGUCUCCUGGUGUGCAUCGCAGUGUUGGCUGGUACCGACAAUAUUCUCACCAGCAAUGAGUAUACACGAAAACGCAUGUUUAGUACGAUGGCCAAAUUUUUAAUGGACAAGCAUUUGGAAACCCGCAAGUACGGCGAACGUUUAUUUAAAAUGUUCAAACGGAACAAGUAUUUCGAAGAGGCGUUUUAUCGAGACGUCGACAUGGAUAUCAUUGAAAAACUCGGCAAGUCCUUGCUACGUCUCAAUAGGAAAUAA